GCAAACACUACUUUAUGAUACGGUUAAAUGCACAAUCGGUCCGGAUAACCGAGGGGCGCUGGUGGAUAGCAUCAAAUUAUGGUAUAAUGAAUACCACGCCUUCUUCAUCGAAUCGCUACUCUACUCUGGAGCUUUUUUCUGCAACCCGUUGCGCGAGCUGUGUAGAGUGGGAUGCGCAUGAGCGUAGAUGCUCAGGGUGGAUUCCGAUCAUGAUGCAUGAUGCAUGAGAUUAUGCACAUCUAGCGGUUCGUACAACCUGCCGCAAGAUGUGCUAGACGGUGGUUGGCGCGGACCAAAGUGGAUCGCACUCACUUCAGGAAAGAUCAGCUUCACCGGCACCUUGUCUGUCCGACUGUCGUUAAUCACAGCCCCUGGCAACUAACGCUAUGCUACGUGCGUCUCUUGCGCACCUCAUCACUCAGAAGCAAAUUGGUGGCAGAUGCAUAGCAACUUGCACGCUUCUUCCCUGGCACCUUGCUCCUAGAAGGCUUCGAAGGUUCAAAAGGAGUUUGGAAGAUUUGUUGCAGAUUUCCUCGAGUUGUUCGAUCUCCAACUUCCCUCUUUCUUCACUCAGCGUAGAUCGCUCAUUAUGCUUUUAUUCACGACCCUCCUCACGCUUGCUACUUCCAUUGUCGCCUUUCCCGUGCCAUACAGACCACCCUUUACGAGCAAUUUCGGUGCCCAGCUUGAAUGGAUUGAUUGCUCGGUCAACGUACCCGCGCCCGUUCAGCAGCAGUUUAACGUCACGACCUGGAACGCCUCCGGACUUCCGCCUCUCCCGUCGACACUGGCAUGCGGUCACUUGACCGUUCCGCUUGACUAUUCAGCUCCGAUCAGCGACACCAAUAACAUUACCCUGGGAUUUGCCAUGCACCGCCCAGGUAACGCAACGCAAUUGCUUAAUUUUAACCCAGGUGGACCUGGCUUGGAGGCAGCUUCAUUUGCAUGGGGUAUUGCUCUCAAUUCCUCGUCGAGCGCCAUGUUUGAUGGCGUGCUUGACCAGGAUUUCCUUGCUGUCGACGUCCGCGGCGUCGGACAGUCAAAUCCCUUGAACUGCUCUCUGGUCGCCGCAGCGGAGAUACCGAUUGCGCUCCCAACGGACCAAGCUUCCUUCUCGGCUUAUCAAACAUCGGUGGCUACGUUCGCACAAUCCUGCAUCACUGGAAGCUCUCCCCCGGGAAUCGUUCAGCACGUUGGCACGGAGGAAGUUGCGCAAGAUUGGAACACUUUGAUGAAUGCCCUCAACUAUACCAAGAUGAACUUCUUGGGCGUAUCAUACGGGACCUUCCAAGCUGCCGAAUACGCCUCUCGUUUCCCAGAAAGCGUUGGCAACUUUGUCCUCGACGCCGUUCUCUCGCACGCAACGGUCGAUCAAAUCGCCGUCGCUGAUCAGAUCACGGCGGUCAACCGUCUUGUUCUUCGCGCGGACGAUUUCUGCCAAUCCGAUCCGUCUUGCCCUUUCAAGGAUCAGGGCAACGGCAGCGUCCCCGAGGCAUUCACCAAGGUCAUCCAGAUGGCCGAGAACGGUUCGUUCAGCGAUCUCAACGUCACCGCGACGCUGGCCAAGUUCGCGUUGUACUACACGGUCAACUCUUCUCCGGACUUCCCCAAGUUCAACCUGGCGCUCUCGCAAGCAUUGAACGGCAACGCGACGCUUCUGGUACCUGAUCCG
Molecule: messenger RNA, 1672 nt
Organism: Punctularia strigosozonata HHB-11173 SS5
Lineage: Eukaryota; Fungi; Basidiomycota; Agaricomycetes; Corticiales; Punctulariaceae
Exons: 11
Source: RefSeq, a predicted model, not a curated record